This is a messenger RNA of Leguminivora glycinivorella, 1708 nucleotides long. RefSeq lists its product as uncharacterized. The record is from RefSeq and is a predicted model, not a curated record. NCBI's taxonomy places the organism in Eukaryota, Metazoa, Arthropoda, Insecta, Lepidoptera, Tortricidae. Bases 40 to 1608 code for a protein of 522 amino acids. The transcript has 3 exons.
GGUUUUGAUUUACUUCAGUGGACGCUUCAAUGGCAAGUGAUGAGUGACUUGAGGGAGCAGCGACCGCUCCUGCGUGAAGACGUUUCCGACGAAGAGGCACCGGAGUUCAGGUUGCCUCGGCGCCACAUGGGCUAUAGAGGCAAAGCAAGGAACACUGUGAAGGGUGCAGCGGCUGUCAUAAAAAAUUGGCCAGAUUACUGGACGUCAUCUGUAACUUACUGGUGGAUUGGCUUAGGUAUGUUUGCCUUAAUGACCUUCGUACUAUAUAGUAGUGUAGUGACUUACUCUCUGCUCCCUACCACCGGCUCAGUGCCAAUACCGAAUGAUGAGACUAAAAGAAAAAAUACCUUACCUGAAGUAUUUAUGCAUGUUAUUGUUAAUAACGAAAAAGAAGUUGACUUAAACAAAUAUUUGCCUUAUGUAGAAAUUAUUGCGAACAAAUAUUUGCACUACCAAUUCAAUUUAAUAUAUUUGAUAAAUGAUACGCUUACAACUGAAAAAACAAUACGCUACGCUCACAGAAAUAAUGAAGAUGCUAUGAAUUCUCUAUGGACAGAGCACGAUAUACUUGAUUCCAAGACAGCCUCAGGUAAAAUAAAAUCAAAUAUUAUCAUACAACACGCCAGUUUAUCAAAUUAUUUGAAUGGUUCGCCUAUACAACAGUACUGGAAGCAGUUGCCAAACUACUUGAUUGGGUUUUUCUUAAGAGCCGUGUCGAUUUGGGAUAAAGGAGGCAUUGCUUUAAAUCCAGUUAUUUUGACACCAAGAUCUCCCGAUGCCAUAUAUAUAGAAAAGUUACAUGGCCUUCUUACAACGUACGUGGAGCGAAGAAAGCCAAAUGUAACAAUGGAUGUCAACAGUAAGGUAAAUGAUAUAGAAAUCCCUAAAACAUUGAAAAACCACAAACGAAAAAAUAAAAAGAAGGUGAAUAAUAUUCGCGAUAUAAUAGACGCCUUAGAAACCGAUAUGCCUGUGCUCCAGAACCAACCAGAAGUUUUAAGUGCAGCUGAAGACAGGCUGGAUCUGUUUAAUUUAGAAAUGGCACCAUCUAACCUUGAAACAGUCGUUUUAAACGAUAACUACGGUUCUAAUCUUACAAGCAAACCGGUGCUAGAUUAUAACCAAACAAGCAUUAAUGAAAACAAUCAAUCUAAGAUGUCGAAUUAUAUAUUACCAUAUUUUUUGGAUUUCUUAUUUCAUGAUAAAUCAAACAGAACCAAGCAAGAGGAAUCUGCUGAUGUCACUUAUACGAAAAGAAGUACAAGGGCCAUAUCGACAGAAUCAACUCAGGAGUCUCAAGGAAAUGACAAAACAGGAAAUAUAAUACAACCAAUGAUUAUUUCGGCACCAACAGAAUUUGAAAAGAUACCGUCUAAUAUAGAAGAUAAAGCACCGAGAAGUAUUGAUGUAGAAAAUUUAACUAUAGAUUUGAAAGGCAAUAUUUUAGCAACAAAAAGCUCAUGCCACGCGUUCUUAGGAAGUGUGUUCAGUAAUGCGAAGCAUCGGACAGAGGAAGAUUCGCUGAAAGAAUUUAUUAUCACAGAGUUGUCUUUAUUUUGUAAUGGCCUUUUAUCCACAUGCAAAGGUAUUGAUGUUAUUUUACUAUAAUUAUUAUUAGUGUUCCUAAUUUAUAGUUCUAUUUAUUUAUGGUUAUAGUGUAUUGUUUGUAUUUUGAUAAAGUUGUUAAUAAAACGAAAAUAAAGGUAAU